Lodderomyces parapsilosis is the source of this 2094-nucleotide messenger RNA. It is a transcript of the gene VPS1, whose product is annotated as dynamin-like GTPase. The transcript has a single exon. Gene Ontology annotation, cellular component: cytoplasm; peroxisome; membrane. Gene Ontology annotation, biological process: peroxisome organization. The record is from RefSeq and is a predicted model, not a curated record. The coding region runs from base 1 to 2094 and encodes 697 amino acids. Gene Ontology annotation, molecular function: GTP binding; GTPase activity; microtubule binding. Lineage: Eukaryota; Fungi; Ascomycota; Pichiomycetes; Serinales; Debaryomycetaceae.
AUGGAUGAACAUUUGAUUGCAACUAUUAACAAGUUACAGGAUGCUUUAGCACCUCUUGGUGGAGGCUCUUCUUCACCAGUUGAUUUACCACAAAUCACUGUUGUUGGAUCCCAAUCUUCAGGUAAAUCCUCAGUUUUGGAAAAUAUUGUUGGUCGUGAUUUCUUACCAAGAGGUACUGGUAUUGUUACUAGGAGACCUUUGGUUUUACAAUUGAUUAAUAGAAGAGCAUCUCAAAAUAAAGACAAAAAGGAUUUGCUUGACAUCAAUUCGACCGAAGAUGGAGGACAAACGGAAAACAAUGCUGAUGAAUGGGGUGAGUUUUUACAUUUACCAGGAAAGAAGUUUUACAAUUUCGAAGAUAUUAGAAAUGAGAUUGUUCGGGAGACUGAUGCCAAGACCGGGAAGAAUUUGGGCAUUUCGCCAGUGCCUAUUAAUUUGAGGAUUUAUUCACCACAUGUAUUGACAUUGACAUUGGUAGAUUUGCCAGGAUUGACAAAAGUUCCCGUUGGUGAUCAACCCAAGGAUAUUGAAAGACAAAUUAGGGAUAUGAUUAUGAAGUUUAUUUCCAAGCCCAAUGCCAUUAUCUUGUCUGUGAAUGCGGCAAAUACUGAUUUGGCCAACUCUGAUGGAUUGAAGUUGGCUAGAGAAGUGGAUCCAGAAGGAUCAAGAACUAUCGGUGUCUUGACAAAAGUUGAUCUUAUGGAUCAAGGUACCGAUGUUAUUGACAUCUUGGCGGGCAGAGUUAUUCCCUUGAGAUUUGGGUAUGUGCCUGUGAUUAAUAGAGGUCAAAAGGAUAUAGAAACGAAAAAGACAAUUAGAGAUGCAUUGAGAGAUGAAGCGGCAUUUUUUGAAAACCAUCCGUCGUAUAGAGCCAAGGCUCAAUUUUGUGGUACUCCAUAUUUGGCCAAGAAGUUGAAUGGUAUAUUGUUGCAUCAUAUCAAGAGCACAUUACCUGAUAUCAAGAUGAGGAUUGAACAUUCUUUGAAAAAAUAUCAAUCGGAGUUACAAUUGUUGGGACCUGAAAUGUCCGAAUCACCAGCUUCGAUUGCGUUGAAUAUGAUUACAAAUUUCACUAAAGAUUACACGGGAAUUUUGGAUGGUGAAUCAAAAGAAUUGAGUUCGGCUGAAUUGACUGGUGGUGCACGUAUUUCGUUUGUGUUUCAUGAAAUUUUCAAGAAUGGUAUUACUGCGUUGGACCCAUAUGACCAAAUCAAGGAUGCUGAUAUAAGAACCAUAUUACACAAUACCUCAGGUUCUGCACCUUCAUUGUUUGUGGGCACUGCUGCUUUCACUGUUUUGGUUAAACAACAAAUUAAAAGAAUGGAAGAUCCCGCAAUUAGAUGUAUAAAUUUGAUUUUUGAUGAAUUGGUGCGUAUCUUGUCACAAAUUAUCAGUCAACCUCAAUACUCAAGGUACCCAGCUUUAAAAGAACAAUUGUCAAAUCAUUUUAUCCAGUAUUUGAGAGAAGCUUUAGUCCCAACAAAUAGCUUUGUUUCUGAUAUUAUCAAGCUGGAGGAAACUUACAUCAAUACAGCACAUCCAGACUUGUUAACUGGUACUCAAGCAAUGGCAUAUGUUGAAGAGAAAUUCCACCCAAAACCACAAGUUGCCGUUGACCCAAAGACUGGCAAACCAUUACCUAAUCAACAACAAGCACAACAACAACAAGCUGCACUUGCUAACUCUAAUAUCCCCAAGAAUGAAGAAAAUAGUAAUGGAUUUUUUGGCGGAUUCUUUUCAUCAAAAAACAAGAAAAGAUUACAACAAAUGGAAGCACCUCCACCAGUAUUGAGAGCCACCGGUACCAUGACAGAAAGAGAAACAAUGGAGACUGAAGUUAUUAAAUUGUUGAUUUCGUCAUAUUACAACAUUGUCAAGAGAACAGUGGCUGAUAUUGUUCCCAAGGCCAUUGUAUUGAAAUUGAUUAACCGAUCCAAGGAAGAAAUUCAAAAGGAGUUGUUGGAAAAGAUGUAUAAUAAUCCUGAAUUGCCUGAUUUGGUGAAGGAGAAUGAAUUGACGGUGCAAAAGAGGAAAGAGUGUAUUAGAAUGGUUGAAGUGUUGAGAAAUGCUAGUGAAAUUGUGUCUAGUGUGUAG